AAUGCAAAUGAAUUUGACGUUUUAGUGAGGUACAAGUCCUAACUUUUCCUUACGUUUUUUGACUAACUUAGCACGAGGUAUCUUUCUAUUAAAGUGUUAAAGAUUAGACUAAAUCGUAUCUAAACGUUAUCCAUAACAUGUACAUGGAUUUAACUUAUGACCCGGAACAAAACGAUAGCGGUAUGGAAUCACUGACAGCUAGUAAAGAUGAUACUCCAGAACGUAGACCCGAAGAUUCAUUUAUUACUCCUGUGCUCGGAACAUCACCAUCUGCAUUGACUCCUGUGUCGGCUGGACCUCUUAAGGAAUAUGAUGAUGAACCAGAUGAAACUCUUUCGGAGAGAUUAUGGGGAUUAUCAGAAAUGUUUCCUGAUCGCGUGCGAAGCGGCACAUACACACUGACAACUAAAACUUGGUCUGGAGUGAAAUCUUUAUAUGGAUUGUCCCGCUCUGUGAUGUGGAUUUUGGCAAGUUCAUCUGUGAUUUUAUUUGCUCCAGUCAUAUUUGAAGUUGAAAGAGCACAAGUUGAGGAAAUGCAAAAGUCACAACAGAAACAGGUGUUGCUGGGAACUAACACUGCACUGUCAGGACCUAUGCCGAACAUGCCACCAAUGCCACGAUAAACCAAAAUCACAAAGACUAUUUUAGAAUUCUAAUAAUUAAUUUCCUAUUAUGACACACAAUACAUAUGGGAAGGAAUUCUUUGCAUGUCUAUGCUUUAAUAUUAGUUUGUUAGUUAAAUAAAUAGGUAACAAAAAUAUA
This is a messenger RNA of Papilio polytes (common Mormon), 762 nucleotides long. It is a transcript of the gene mge, whose product is annotated as mitochondrial import receptor subunit TOM22 homolog. The record is from RefSeq and is a predicted model, not a curated record. The transcript is spliced from 5 exons. Gene Ontology annotation, cellular component: mitochondrial outer membrane. Gene Ontology annotation, biological process: intracellular protein transport. Lineage: Eukaryota; Metazoa; Arthropoda; Insecta; Lepidoptera; Papilionidae. Bases 138 to 623 code for a protein of 161 amino acids.